This is a messenger RNA of Abrus precatorius (Indian licorice), 1054 nucleotides long. RefSeq lists its product as uncharacterized. NCBI's taxonomy places the organism in Eukaryota, Viridiplantae, Streptophyta, Magnoliopsida, Fabales, Fabaceae. The transcript has a single exon. Bases 118 to 678 code for a protein of 186 amino acids. The record is from RefSeq and is a predicted model, not a curated record.
GAACACUUGAGGUACUCUAUAUCAAAUAUCUAUAUUCUCCUCAAAGCCCAUUAUAUUAUAAUCGAGUUUUCCAACAUCGUUCUUGAUCCUCACCAAUUGCAUGCACUAGAAAAGAAGAUGGCACCCAAUGGAGAGUCUUUGCCUAGCUCUUUCUCUAGGAGCAACAACAUGUCCAAACCUCCAAGGGUUUCAUCUGAUCACAUUCAAAGAACAAUCUCAGACAUCUCGUUUGAGCUAACCAAGGAAGGGAUUGAUUUGACACUUCCACCAAUAACUGAGGUUGAAGAUGUGAAAUGUGAAUGCUGUGGUAUGUGCGAGGAGUGCACGCCUGAGUACAUACAACGUGUACGUGACAAGUUCUUGGGGAAAUGGGUAUGUGGGUUGUGUGCUGAGGCAGUGAAAGAAGAGUUGGAGAAAAAUGGAGGGAAAAAGGAAGAGGCAUUAAGUGCACAUAUGAGUGCAUGUGUUAGGUUCAACAAAUAUGGGAGGGCUUUCCCGGUUUUGUUCCAAGCUGAGGCCAUGAAGGAGAUGCUGAAAAAGAACAAAAUGGAUGGGAGAAGAACCAAAUCUUUCAAUCCAAGGGACAAAGGAGGACAAAAGAAAGGAGGGAUUGCAAGGAGUUCGAGUUGCAUUCCAGCAAUCACAAGAGAGAUGAAUGAUCUCAGAGUGGCCAAUUAAUUUUAUGUUAUUAUUAUUAUUACAUUUAGUUCAAGCUUUAAUUCCUAUGUCAAGGGAACAUGGUCUUGUACCUUUGAUUAUUUACCUGUUCCCAUAAUUUUUUUUUCCUACUGACUAGUGAUUGAUUACUCCAUGUUUGGGGGAUGAACACAGCCCUAUGUUUUUAUGGAGAGAGCCCAAUAGUUACUUUCUCAGUCCGAGGUUUUUCUGGGUUUCUCUUCUCAUCCUAGUUUUUGGAAGUUGGUCUUUUCUAACUUCUUGUCCUCGUUUCUUUCUCAUGUGAGGGUUAUGUUUGUUUGUUUUUGGUCAGUGGCUUUUCUUCCUUAAAUUAUUCCAUGUACUAAUGUAUUCUACUAUUUCCAAUCUUGAAUAAAAU